Olea europaea var. sylvestris is the source of this 1168-nucleotide messenger RNA. RefSeq names its product probable inactive receptor kinase RLK902. Gene Ontology annotation, molecular function: ATP binding; protein kinase activity. NCBI's taxonomy places the organism in Eukaryota, Viridiplantae, Streptophyta, Magnoliopsida, Lamiales, Oleaceae. The transcript has 2 exons. The record is from RefSeq and is a predicted model, not a curated record. The coding region runs from base 191 to 1114 and encodes 307 amino acids. Gene Ontology annotation, biological process: protein phosphorylation.
ACACAAAGAAAGGAAGAAGUCAAUGAAUGUAUAUUCUCCUUUGGAUCAUCACAUAAUAUCAAAUCCCAUCAAAGCUAUUGCCGAUUGUCAUUGCUAAGAUCUUGACGUUUUUUUUUUUUUUUAAUCAUCGAGUAGAUUUAGCACACAGAGAGUGACGAGAAGAGGAGUUGGUCCAAGAAGAAUUUGUACGAUGGCUUCGAGCCCAACAGAUGUUAUAGAGAGUAAAUUGGUGUUCUUUAGUGAGGAUGGCUCUGGAGAAUAUGGACUAGAGGAGUUGCUGGGAUCAUCGGCCGAGGUGUUGGGAAAGGGGACUUUUGGAACAAGUUACAAGGUUCCAAAAUAUGCUGUGGUCGUCAAGAGAUUGAAGAUUAUUGGUUGUUUAUCUGAGAUGGAAUUCAUAGAGAAAGUUAAAGAGUUGAGAUCUCAAUUUCUUCAUCAAAAUCUGCUUCCUCUUAAAGCAUUUUGUUAUCAUCCGAAUGAGAGAUUUCUUCUGUAUGAUUAUAUGCACAUGGGAAGCUUGGCUUUUGUUUUGCACGGGAAUGGAGGUGCAAAUAAGACUCCUCUCACUUGGGAAGUAAGGUGUAGCAUUGCCUAUAGAGUUGCUAGUGCUAUCCAAUAUCUCCAUUCACAACACAUUUUCCAUGGGAACGUUCGAUCAUCCAACGUUUUUCUUACCAGUUCUUUUGAUGCAUAUCUCUCCGAGUAUGCCCUUGCCCAACUUUUCUCGGACACAAAACCUAUACCAAACCUCGUAAUUGGUUAUUGUGCGCCCGAGGUGACAAAUGCACACCAAGUUUCUCAGAAGUCCGAUGUUUAUAGCUUUGGCGUCCUUCUCUUUGAACUUCUAACUGGCAAAGCUCCCACAAAUGCACUUAAUGUCAAGGAAAAGGGUACUGACCUACCCAAUUGGGUGAGAUCCAUGUUUCAAGAGAAGCCCCUAAUUGAUGUGUUUGAUAAUGUGCUACAUGGCUACUAUAACACUUCUGGCAUAGGGGAGCAAAUGGUACAGCUGUUACAGCUUGCUUUGUGUUGUACAUUUCAGUAUCCUAAUAGGAGACCUUCGAUGGCUGCUGUCACAAAUCAGAUAAGGGAAACGUGUAGUUUUGAAACAUGAUGAAAAAUUGAAAAUGUUGGUCAUUGAACAAAUUAUAUUCUACUUUUUAAUUUA